AUGAAGUUUCAAAAUUCAAAUUUUACAAGAAAUUAUUCAGGAGGCGCUGGGAUAAUUGAAAUUAUAAAAAUUGCUAACCUUCAAUGAGAGGGCUUGGAAUUAGACUCAAAUGGCUUAAUUAUAUCUGAAUCCAUGAACAUAAACACAAUGUUUAUGAAACAUUAUAUAGAAAACCCUUUAAUUUAUGCUAGAUCCAGCAUAAAUAAUCCUAAGGAUUUGAAUUGUGAAUCCCUAUCAAUUAUAUCAAACUCAAAUAAUUUCAAUAUAAAAUCAAUAAAUGUUUACAAUAAUUAUUGCAAGUAUUCUUCUCCUAGUAUCAUAAUUUCAAAUACAACUAGUGUCGUAAAAUCAGCUUAUUUUAAUAAUAACAAAGGAGCAGGAAGUUAUGGCAUUUGCUUAGCGUUUCUUUGAGACUCACAUUCUGAAAUUAUGAAUUCUAGCUUUUAUUCUAAUAUCAACUAUAAAUAUGGUAACCCUGCAGCUAUAAGUAGCUAUUCAAGUUUACUAAUACAAAACUGUACGUUCUCUAAUAAUACUGGUACUUUUUAUUUUGGAGGGCAAAAUCUGACUAUUUUUUCCUCUCAUUUUGAUUCCAACAGCUCACCUGAAUCAAAUGGUGGAGCUAUUUCUGUUUCAAUAUCAUCAGGCAAUAUAGAAUCAUCUAUAAUUUUUAUAUCUAGCACGAUUUUUGAAAAUAAUUCCUGCUCUUUUAGUGGAGGAGCUAUAUAUAUUGAAAAAGCUACUCCUCUAGAUUUACUUUUGACAUUAAAAAUAGAUAAUACAGAUUUUUUUUAUAAUCAAGCUUUAGACGGUUCUUGCAUUUAUAUAGAUCAAAAUUUGGAGCUUAGUUCUGAUUCUUCAGUUAGUGACUGCUCUUUUCAAGAAAACAUAGCAGGCUUUUCAGGCACUAUUUUGGUUUAUUAUCUCUAUGGAAUAUUGGCUUUUGACCAUUGCAAUUUUAUAAAAAAUAAAGGAAUUUAUAGCUCUACAUUGAAUAUAGCUACAGGUGAAAAUACUAAAGAAAGGCCUUCAAAAAUAAUUUUAAAUUAUUGUGUUUUUCAAUAUAACUCUGGAAAUAUAACAGUUUCGAUGGACAAUACAAAUAUAAACUCUAACUUAGAAGUUUAUGAAUCUUUAUUUGAAUAUAACAUUGGCUCAAUAUUUGGGCUUGAUUAUGAUUAUGCAGUAGUAAAAAACACGAGGAUUCAGCAUAAUAUAUCUCCUAUUUCUGGUGGGGCGUUGAAUCUUAAGAAUUCAGCAAUUUUUGAAUCCACAAAUACAAGCUAUUUAAAUUGCAGCAGCAAAAAUAAUGGUGGAGCUGCUUCUCUUAGUUUGAAAUCCCAGUUUAUCUGUUUUUCAUGUCUUUUUAGCACUAACUAUGCCUAUUCUUCAGGAGGCGCUAUUUAUGCUGACUCAGAUGCUCAGUUUUACAUUUUUAAUUCCACAAUUAAUAAAAACUCAUGUAAAAGUAAAGGAUCAGCUAUAUUUAUGGCAAGCUCAUUAGAUUUUUCGUCAAUAUAUAGUAGUGAAAUAUCUGAAAACUUCGCUUAUAAUGACGGUACAAUUUUCAUUUUAUCAUCACAGAUUUCAAUAUUUUCGUCAAUGAUUUAUAAAAAUUCAGCUUAUGGAAAAAAUCCAGGUUUAUAUAUUGAUGACUCAAAUGCUAUAAUUGAUGAUACUAAAUUUUUUAGCCAGCAUGGAAACCAAGGAUGUUUUAUUUAUAUGAGCACAAGCUAUGCAAAUGUAACUAACUCAGCCUUUUAUGAUGGAUUUUCUAAUAGUUCAGGUAUAGCAAUACAUGCAACAUCUAGUCUUGUAGAAAUUUCUUCAUCAAAAUUUUCUGAUCUUUUUUCGAAUGAUACAGGAGGAUCAAUUUACCUUUAUGAAGGCAGCAAUCUAUUUAUCAAAGGAACGAAGUUCUUGAACUCUGCCACAUCAAUAGACUCAUAUUCUAGCUCUGUUUUUAUAGAAAGCUCAUUGUUUAAAAAUCACACAAGAGCAGCUAUAUUUUCAAGCCAAGUCGAUGAGCUUCAAAUUUCAAGGUCAACAUUUAUUAAUGGUGUCGGAGCUGUAUACUGUAUACAAUGCAAUAUUAUUUCAAUCACUGAAUCUUGAUUUGUCGGUAAUUUAGGAGAAUAUGGAGGAGCAAUUAAUAUUGUAAAUGAAGCUGAGCAUCUAGAAACAUCCCAAAUUACUAUUUAUUCUUCUGUAUUUAAAUUGAACGUAGCUAGAAAUGGUGGAGCAAUUUGAACAAAUAAUAUUAACUUGCAGAUUCUGUCAUCAAUUUUUAUUGAAAAUAAGGCUGAAGCAUUGCUUGCAAAUAAUUCUCAAAAUAUAGAAGACGGAGUCGGAGGUGCAUUAAAAAUAAGUUGCAAAGACUCAAUGUUUCUUUGUAAUUUUAAUAUUACAUCAAACUCUUUUAGUAAUAAUAGCGCAACCUACAACGGUGGAGCUGUGAGCUGAGAUGACUCAAAACCAUAUUUUCAUAAUAAUUACUUUGAAAAUAAUUCAGCAUUUUAUGGGCCUGACAUAGCUUCUUUUCCUACAAUGAUGAUUUUUCUAAAUAACGAAACUAGAAGACUACAAAGUAAAGCUAUAUUUAAGGAUAGAAGUAUCUUAGUAUUAAACAAUGUUGCAUCAGGUCAACGAAAUAACCCUUUAUUAGCUUUUGCGCUUGUUGAUGACCUUUAUCAAAUAGUUACUACAGAUACUACAAGCCAAGCACAGAUGAAAGCAAUAGUAGCUAGUACAGUUAUAUCAGGCUCAACAAUUGUUUAUGCAAAAAAUGGAAUUUAUUACUUUGAUAAUUACAUAAUUUCUGCAAAGCCAGGCUCUUCCAUUUAUAUUGAUAUAGUUUCUUCAGCAAUAAAUACACAAAAAUCUAACACAUCAAGCGAAAUUUUGCCAAUGUCAUCAAAUUUCUCUAUGCAAAUUGAUUUGCGUUUAUGCGAAAUGGGGGAAGCUACAGUUGGACUUAUUUGUGAGAUUUGCCCUAAAGGCUAUUAUAAUAUUGAUGCCAACAAUUCUAAGUGCUUGGAGUGCCCAUCAAAUGCAAUUUGCUAUGGAAAUUUUUCAAUAGUUCCAAAAUCAGGGUACUGAAGGGAUACUGAGAAUUAUCUUAAAUUGCCUAGGGUUAAAUAGCUUGAAGUUCCUAUUAGACAAUCUAUGGAAAACAUUAUAGCAAGUUCACAAAUAAUUUUUGAAAAUGCCCUUAUUCGUCAGCUUGCUUGGGCUCUCCCGAUAACUCUAGUUUAUCUUUAACUGGGACUUGCAAUAAAGGCUAUGAAAAUAAUAUGUGUCACUCGUGCGAAUAUGGCUAUUCAAGGUUAUGAUAUAUAUUCAAUUAAUUAAACAUAAACAUUUAUAUAGAUGAAAAAAUAUAAUUUUAUUAUUUAGCAUAAUAAUAAAAAUGCAGCGCUCUUUGAAUAUUCUGUUCUUUUAAACAGAAGUUCUCCUUUUGGCCAAUUUCGAUUAUGAGGUUUGGCUUCAUCCAGUGAAUCUAUCCUGGCAAUGAUAGCGCAACAAGCCUAAGGGCGGGCAACCUUGGACACCUAUCCCCUAGGGGAAUUCGAAUUUUCUGGAGUGCUUCACCAACUCCAGGCUGUCGAGACUGAGAAUUUUAGCGUGCCAGAUCGACACAAGUUGAUUUUUGCCCAAGAGCUGAAAAACAGCCGAAUGCCGAAACCGAGAGAUCAUCGAGAUCAAGACCAAGUGGUAGAAGACGCGUGGCUGGUGGGAAACCCCGAAGUAGGAGCAGAAGUUUGUCCAGAUGAUGUGGUAUUGGAUGCUUAACAAACUAAUUAAGAUUGUUAUUUGGCAUAAAAGAAUCAUUCCAAAAAAGUUUUUCUUAAAGCGUAAUAUAACAAAAUAUAUAUAGAAAUGAGUGUCAAAUUUGCCCUGACUCUGCUACUAAUAUUUUUAGGUGGCUGGGAAUUUCUGCCUUACUUAUUUUUAUCACAAUAAUUAUUUUAAAAACAACAAGACAUUCUUGAUACAAGCCAAACUCUUUCUCAUCAAUUUACAUAAGAAUAUUUUGGAAUUAUUUACAGAUUAUUAUCAUAAUAGCGACUUAUAAUUUAAAUUGGCCAUUUGAAGUAACCGAAUUUUUCUUUGUCCAGACAUCUAUGGAUUAUAUUGGAGGACAGCUAUUUUCUUUUGAUUGCUUCUUACAAUCAUCGUACUCUAAAAGCGGAAUGAUAAAUAAGCUUUAAAUUAUUUUCAAAAGAAAUAAUAAAAACAUUGAAAUUUUUUCUAAAAGCAACAUUUAUUAUAUAAAAAUUUUGGUAACAAGUCUGACUCCAUUUCUUAUAGGUCUGCUUUGUCUAUUAUUUUGAAUUUUAGUGUGUAUUAUUAAAAAGAAACAUAUAAAAGAAAUAAAAGAUGACUUUAUAUCAACAUCUGUGGUUUUGUUAUUUUUAAUCCAUCCAAGUAUUAUUGACACCAUGUUUAAUGCAUUUAGCUGCAAAGAAAUUAAUUCUGGAGAAUAUUGGCUUAACGUAGACUUGGGAAUCAGGUGUUGGAACCAUGAUCAUCUUUUUUAUGCAUUUUUGUUUGCUAUGCCUACAAUAAUUAUAUGAGUUGUGGCAAUACCUUUGAUUUGUCUUAUAAAUUUAAUUAAGAAUAAAAGUUAUUUACCCCAUUUGAAUAAUUGAAAAACAUUUAAAGAGAGUGUUUGUUGAAAAAUUAGAGUUGAAAUAGCGUUUAAAAAUAAAAUAAAUAUAAAAAAUAUUAUUGGUGCUUGUAAAAAGAUAAAAAUUACGAAAAGCAGGCCCUUUCGAAUUUUAAGCUGCCCCCUAUUUAUUACAAUUAAAAUGAGUAGGAAAGCUAGGAGAAUUGUGAAUGAAAAAGAGAUAUGGGUUUCUCUGUAAUGGAUAUAGAGUAGACUUCUACUAUUGGGAAUUUGCUGUUUUAUUUUAUAAACUAUUUUUAAUUGGCUGCUCCGCUUUCCUAUCAAAUAUCUCUGCCAAUAUUCAGGCCCUUACAGCAACUCUUUUCUUAGUGCUAUUUCUUCAUCUUCAUUCAAGGAAUCAGCCAUUUAAUGAAACAUUUUUUAAUCAGGCUGAAAUUUUUUCAAGAUUAGCAUCAUUGAUCACAAUUCUAUCUGGCCUUUGCUUUUUAACUAGCAGUUUAGGCACUGUUGCUACAUAUAUUUUACUUGUCAUCUUAAUAUUUAUAAAUGCUGUAUUUAUCGCUUACAUUUUAACUAAGUUUUUAUUGCAAUUUGCAAUAAUACACAGCAUAAUUAUGAGGGUUUGAAAAAUGCUAUAUUUCAGAGGGAAAAAAUAUGCAGCAGAGAUUGCUCCUGCCAGCGAAAAUGAACUUGAUAAGAAUUCUAUAGAGGUUCAAAAAGAGAGCACAAAAAUAGGAAGCACUGCAGUACUGUCUGAUAAUACAAAAAUUGGAAUUUUUGUGGAGGAUUUGAGCAAUUCAGUAGAAUUAGACCCUUUUUCAUCAAUGAAAAGUAUAUAUGCUUCGAACUAA
Blepharisma stoltei is the source of this 5481-nucleotide messenger RNA. Lineage: Eukaryota; Ciliophora; Heterotrichea; Heterotrichida; Blepharismidae. The record is from the annotation of a GenBank genome assembly.